Copidosoma floridanum is the source of this 2039-nucleotide messenger RNA. Its product is annotated as glutamine synthetase 2, cytoplasmic-like. The record is from RefSeq and is a predicted model, not a curated record. Lineage: Eukaryota; Metazoa; Arthropoda; Insecta; Hymenoptera; Encyrtidae. Gene Ontology annotation, cellular component: cytoplasm. Gene Ontology annotation, molecular function: glutamine synthetase activity.
GGGCAGAGAUACGACGCGACUUCAUCCCUCGGAGGGGGGGCUUUGAACGCUCCGUUGUGCACGCGAUAUAUAACAAGGGGCACAGUGAACUCGGCAAAGCUCGGGCAAAGCUCCGCGAAGCGCGUCUUCGGUACAGCUGGUGUAACAUAUAGUACUAUAGAGCACCGUGAAUAGGCACGAGAUGGGUUUGAAGGUGCUGUUCAAGGUUGUCCAGGUGGGCUUGUUCCAGGGACCGGCUUCGGUGGGCAGCUCGUCCCGGUGGCUCAAGUUUGGCCGCUGCUUCAGCACAACUGGCAGCUUAUCCAAGGCUAUGCUCGAUGACUCGCCAAACGCAGCUCUGGACAAGACCCUGCUGAAUAAAUUCUACGCCCUGCCUCAGCCGGAAGAUAGAAUUCAAGCCAAGUACAUUUGGAUCGAUGGCACUGGCGAGUUCCUGAGAAGCAAGUCAAGGACACUCGAGUUCGUUCCCAAAAAGCCAGAAGAUCUUCCAAAAUGGCAGUACGAUGGCAGUUCGACCUACCAAGCCGAGGGUGAAAACAGCGACAUAUUCUUGUUGCCGAAAGCUAUCUACAAGGACCCUUUCCGGUGCAACAACAACAUCCUCGUGCUCUGCGAGACUUACCUGUCCGACAUGACGCCCACCAAAUCCAACAAACGAGCCGCUGCUGCCAAGGCCAUGGACCUCGUGAAGAAGGAGGAGCCCUGGUUCGGCAUCGAGCAGGAGUACACGUUUUUGGACUUUGAUGGCAGGCCCCUCGGCUGGCCCAAAAACGGCUUCCCCGCGCCCCAGGGGCCCUACUACUGUGGGGUUGGCGCCGACAAGGUCAUCGGACGUGAAAUCGUCGAGGCUCACUACAGGGCCUGUCUCUAUGCUGGCAUCAAUAUUUCCGGCACAAAUGCUGAGGUCAUGCCCUCCCAGUGGGAGUACCAGGUAGGACCUAGUCCGGGUAUCAGCGCGAGUGACGAACUCUGGAUGUCGAGGUUCAUCCUGCACCGCAUCGCCGAAGAGUUUGGCGUGGUGGUAACCCUCGACCCAAAGCCCAUGGAGGGCCAUUGGAACGGGGCCGGGGCCCACUGCAACUUCUCAACCAAGACGAUGCGCGCGGAAAACGGCAUCAAGGAGAUCAACCGGGCGAUCGAGAAGCUGAGCAAACGCCACGCCGAGCACAUACGCGCCUACGACCCCCGUGAGGGUAAGGACAACGAGCGCCGACUGACCGGCAAGUGCGAGACCAGCAGCAUCCACGACUUUAGCUCUGGAGUGGCCAAUCGCAGCGUCAGUAUCCGCAUACCCCGUGGUGUCGCCGAGGCCAACAAGGGCUACCUCGAGGACCGCCGGCCCAGCAGCAACUGCGACCCCUACUCGGUUUGCAAUGCCCUUGUGCGCACGUGUGUGCUCAAUGAGUAGUAAACGUGUAUCGUGAGUGAGGGAAAAUUUGUGUCUGUACGUAACUUGGCACUUUGUUUUUUUUAACAGUCAUCUUGUGGGAACCAUCAUUCGAUCACAGUACUAGACCAUCGUGGAUGCGUGCCUUAACGGCCUACGUGUAAAUUUUAUCUGUUACAGCGUUUUUGAAAUUUUUAUGUUGAGCUGGAAAGUGAUGGCGAAUCGAUUGUGAAUCAUACAUUUUUACAUUUUUUGUUUUGGAGGAUUUAUUUCAUUCAGCCAAAGUCAAGUUAUUUCUACGAAAAGAGCAUUAACAGCAUUUCACGAGGCUGCACAUUUCAGUAAUGUUUGCUCAACCUACGAUUUUACGUAUACCGAGAUGAAAUUAUUUUUAAUCUUUUUUCUUGAUCAUUGAGAAUAUUAAUGAAUGGACACUUGAUUACAGACAUGGAUGAUGUAAGCUAUAAUAUUAUAAAUACCAAAGUAAUUUACGAUCUACUGAGGGUUAAAAUACCGAUUUUUUACAGUAUAAAAAGAUACAUUUAUUUUAUGCUUGUUGUUACUCGUGGGAGAUUUCAAAUUGAUUUAUGUCAAUUGUUUCGUUUAUUUUGAAAGAAAAAAAAAAACAAAUGCAAAAUAAAUAAGAUUUUUA